AUGUCUAAAGGCGGGAGUGGACUGUGUUUACAGCCAGACACCGACCACGGGCCUAGGAAUGGGAGCAGCACAUCGUGGCUCGAACAAGGCCUAGCCCGGCCGAUUUAUCAGGGCGGCCCAUUCCUAGGAGCCGACUUGGGUGACCUAGUAGGUCAGUUCUCUGGCAUAAAUGAGAGCGGAGUCGUCGCCAACUUCAACGGCUGGGAUGCAAACCUCCAGCCAUUUUCACCAAAUUUGUUCAGCUCCUUGGCAGCAACAGUCGCGCCAAACACGGGUCUAAUUUCCACUGCUCCGUCGACAAUCGAUGGCGGCCAUGACAGUGAUGAAAUCGAGGACAACAGAGACCCGGCUGACGCCAUAUCCUCGCAGCUGACGUCCUUGGGUCAAAGAGCCAGGCGGGCCACGCGACGUCUUGUCCUUCCGGACCGUACGCCCCUGACCGUAUCGUCGCCUGAGGUGAACGAGGCACUGGAGGACACUAAUACCCUAAUACGCAUCAUGAAUAAGAUCACUGCGUCAGAUUGUGCCGACAUUACCCUCCACCCGACUACAACCGAUUACUCGCUGGCAUUUUCAGCACUCGCCUGCCACCAACAUCUUGUGGCCCUGUUUCGGGCCAUCUGCGACUCCAUCGAUCGGUGCUUACAGUCCCAAAAGGAACCAAGGCAACGACACCAUCGGACGGGACAAAGCCGCGAUGUAGGGCCAUCCUCAGUGGCCCAGUUUGUCAUGGUGCUUCAGCUGCUAAUGCACCUUAUCAACCGCAUCGACCGGAGCCUGUUUCAAAGUAACCCAUCAAUGCGCCAUGGCAAAAGUGGACCCACCGGCAAUCAUCUCGCCCCCGUCACACCGAACACAGCCAAUUACAAUACUCCAGAUCCCACGCGGCUCGAGGCAGCAGCAGGAAGCUCAGUACCACCUGGGGGCCUUCUCGUUCUUGUGAAAGACAUUGUGGAGACAAUACCAAACGAGCACGAGAAGCUAAGACAAGUGAUCCAGAAGUUACAGACAGAGAUGGAACACUCGGAGCUUCACUGA
Molecule: messenger RNA, 1038 nt
Organism: Penicillium atrosanguineum
Lineage: Eukaryota; Fungi; Ascomycota; Eurotiomycetes; Eurotiales; Aspergillaceae
Exons: 2
Coding region: 1-1038 (345 amino acids)
Source: RefSeq, a predicted model, not a curated record